AUGCCACGUAACUUUAGAUUCUGCUUCUUCCUCUUCCUUUUCUUAAACUCCUCUGUUUUCUUCUUCAUCCCCUGUUUCUCCAUAGACGAGCAGGGUCAAGCUCUCCUCUCAUGGAAAUCUCAGCUAAACAUCUCCGGCGACGCUUUAUCUUCUUGGAACGCCGCAGAAUCAAACCCUUGUGGUUGGUUCGGAAUCAGAUGCAACGCGAGAGGCCAAGUCUCGGAGAUACAACUCCAAGUCAUGGACUUUCAAGGUCCCUUACCGGCGACGAAUCUCCGGCAGCUAAAGUCUCUGACUUUACUCAGUUUAACCUCCGUGAAUCUCACUGGUUUAAUCCCUAAGGAGCUCGGAGACUUGUCGGAGCUAGAAGUUCUCGAUUUGGCCGAUAAUUCUCUCUCCGGUGAAAUCCCUGUGGAAAUCUUCAGGCUCAAGAAACUCAAGACUCUGUCUCUCAACACCAACAAUCUCGAAGGUGUGAUUCCGUCGGAGCUAGGGAGUCUCACUAACCUCGUCGAGCUCACUCUCUUCGACAAUAAACUCGCCGGAGAGAUUCCAAAGAGUAUCGGAGACCUCAAGAAUCUAGAAAUCUUCCGUGCAGGUGGGAACAAGAAUCUGAGAGGAGAGCUUCCUUGGGAGAUUGGUAACUGCGAGAGUCUUGUGACUUUAGGUCUCGCCGAAACAAGUCUCUCCGGUAAACUCCCGGCGUCGAUCGGAAACCUGAAACGCGUUCAGACGAUAGCUCUGUACACGUCACUCUUGUCUGGUCCAAUCCCUGAUGAGAUUGGAAACUGCACGGAGCUUCAAAAUCUCUACUUGUACCAAAACUCAAUCUCGGGAUCGAUUCCGGUGACUUUGGGGGGUCUCAAGAAGCUUCAAAGUCUUCUCUUAUGGCAGAACAAUCUCGUCGGUAAAAUCCCAAUCGAGCUCGGAGACUGUCCGGAGCUUUUCCUGAUCGAUUUAUCGGAGAAUCUCCUCACCGGAAACAUCCCAAGAAGCUUGGGGAACCUUCCCAAUCUCCAGGAGCUCCAGCUCAGCGUUAACCAGCUUUCCGGUACAAUCCCUGAAGAGCUAGCGAAUUGCACGAAGCUGACGCAUUUAGAGAUCGACAACAACCAAAUCUCCGGCGAGAUUCCCCCGUUGAUCGGGAAAUUAACAAGCUUGACUAUGUUCUUCGCGUGGUCCAAUCAGUUAACCGGAAAGAUUCCAGAGAGUCUUUCAAAAUGCGCAGAGCUUCAGGCGAUCGAUCUCUCAUACAACGGUCUCUCUGGUUCGAUUCCUAAUGGCAUCUUCGAGCUGCGAAACCUCACGAAGCUUCUUCUUCUCUCUAAUUACUUGUCUGGAUUUAUCCCACCGGAUAUCGGAAACUGCACGAAUCUUUACCGGCUUCGACUCAACGGGAACAGACUGGCGGGGAAUAUUCCGGCGGAGAUUGGGAGAUUGAAAAAUCUUAACUUUAUCGAUAUAAGCGAUAAUCGUCUCGUCGGAAACAUUCCUCCGGCGAUCUCCGGUUGCGAAAGCCUCGAAUUUGUCGAUCUUCAUUCAAACGGUUUAACCGGUUCGUUACCCGGUACGCUUCCGAAGAGCUUGCAAUUCAUCGAUUUCUCCGAUAAUUCACUAACCGGUCCUCUGCCAUCUGGGAUUGGUUCGUUAAUUGAGCUCACGAAGCUCAAUCUCGCGAAGAAUCGUCUCUCCGGCGAAAUCCCUAGAGAAAUUUCGUCUUGUCGGAGUCUCCAGCUUCUCAAUCUCGGAGACAAUGCCUUUACCGGAGCAAUCCCAAACGAAUUAGGCCGUAUCCCGUCGCUCGCAAUCUCUCUGAAUCUGAGCUGCAAUUCCUUCGUCGGAGAAAUCCCGUCGCGAUUCUCGAGCCUCGUCAAUCUCGGAAUCAUCGAUAUCUCUCACAACAGACUCGCCGGAAACCUAAACGUCUUAGCCGAUCUGCAAAACCUCGUCUCGCUCAACAUCUCCUUCAACGACUUCUCCGGCGAAUUGCCCAACACUCUGUUUUUCCGGAAACUCCCACUCUCCGUUCUCGAAUCCAACAAAGGGCUGUUCUUUACGACCCGACCGGAUAACGGGAUCCAAACCCGACACCGAUCCGCCGUGAAGCUAACCAUGUCGAUCCUCGUCGCCGCAAGCGUCAUCCUCGUUCUCAUGGCGGUUUACACUCUCGUCAAAGCACAACGAGUCGCCGGAAAACACGAAGAAUUGGAUACGUGGGAAGUGACUCUCUAUCAGAAACUCGAUUUCUCGAUCGACGACAUCGUCAAAAACUUGACUUCCGCUAACGUGAUCGGAACAGGAAGCUCCGGCGUAGUUUACAGAGUGACGAUCCCGUCCGGCGAAACUCUAGCCGUUAAAAAAAUGUGGUCGAAGGAAGAAACCGGAGCGUUUAACUCGGAGAUCAACACUCUCGGAUCGAUCCGACACCGGAACAUAAUCCGUCUUCUGGGUUGGUGCUCGAAUAAGAAUCUAAAACUCCUGUUCUACGACUAUCUCCCCAACGGAAGUUUAAGCUCUCUGCUUCACGGCGCCGGCAAAGGAAGAGGAGGAGCUGAUUGGGAAGCCCGAUACGAUGUCGUUUUAGGCGUUGGACAUGCCCUCGCUUACCUCCACCACGAUUGUCUCCCUCCGAUUCUACACGGCGACGUCAAAGCUAUGAAUGUCUUAUUGGGUUCCCGGUUCGAACCUUACUUAGCCGAUUUCGGUUUAGCCAAAACCGUUUCCGGUGAUGGAAAUACCGAUGGAGACUCGUCGAAACUAAGUAACCGGCCUCCGUUAGCUGGUUCUUACGGUUACAUGGGUCCAGAACAUGCUUCAAUGCAACGUAUAACCGAAAAGAGUGAUGUGUAUAGUUACGGAGUGGUACUAUUGGAAGUUUUAACCGGUAAGCAUCCACUAGACCCGGAUCUAUCGGGAGGUGCACAUCUGGUUCAAUGGGUGAGAGAUCACUUAGCCGAGAAAAAAGCUCCGGGAGAAAUCCUCGACCCGAGACUCCGGGGACGAGCGGAUCCAAUAAUGCACGAGAUGCUCCAAACGCUAGCGGUCGCAUUUCUUUGCGUGAGCAAUAAGGCAACCGAUCGGCCCAUGAUGAAAGACGUUGUGGCAAUGCUUAAAGAGAUUAGGCAGUUUGAUAUUGGACGAUCAGAGACCGAUAUGGUAAAAGGAGGGAAAUGUGAAAAAUGGCAGCCGCAACCGUUGCCGCCGGAGAAAAUGGUCACUCCUAGAGGUUCAUCUAAUAGUUCGUUUGCAUUUUCAGAUGAAUCCGUGUAA
Microthlaspi erraticum is the source of this 3270-nucleotide messenger RNA. Lineage: Eukaryota; Viridiplantae; Streptophyta; Magnoliopsida; Brassicales; Brassicaceae. The record is from the annotation of a GenBank genome assembly.